This is a messenger RNA of Ochotona curzoniae (black-lipped pika), 750 nucleotides long. Its product is annotated as proproteinase E-like. Bases 130 to 750 code for a protein of 206 amino acids. Gene Ontology annotation, molecular function: serine-type endopeptidase activity. The record is from RefSeq and is a predicted model, not a curated record. Lineage: Eukaryota; Metazoa; Chordata; Mammalia; Lagomorpha; Ochotonidae. Gene Ontology annotation, biological process: proteolysis. The transcript has 7 exons.
AGCCGAGUGGUCAAUGGUGUUCCUGUAGAGCCUCACAACAAGUAUCCCUGGCAGGUUCUCUUGCAGUAUCAGGUGAGUGGAGGCUGGUCCUUCACCUGUGGAGGGACCCUCAUCGGUCGUUCCUGGGUUAUGACUGCUGCCCACUGCAUCUCGAGCGGCCGGACAUACCGGGUCGUGUUGGGCGAGUAUGACCGCUCAGUGAUAGAGGGACCUGAGCAGUUCAUCACUGUGGAAAAGGCCUUUGUACACGAAGACUAUGAUGGAGAUGGCAAUGAUAUCGCCCUCCUCAAGCUGUCUGAAUGUGCCGAGCUGACGGAUGAGGUCAAGCCUGCCCGCCUCCCUCCUGCUGGCUACAUCCUACCCCAUGGGACGGAAUGCUACGUCAGUGGCUGGGGCCGGCUCACCACUGGUGGGCUACUCCCAAAUGUACUGCAGGAAGGGCUGCUGCCCGUGGUGGACUUUGAACACUGCUCCCAGCCUGACUGGUGGGGAUCCUAUGUGGAUGAAACCAUGGUGUGCGCCGGCGGGUAUGAAGUCUCUGGCUGCAACGGUGACUCUGGAGGACCCCUCAACUGUCCCGGAGUGAACUGUGAGUGGGAGGUCAACGGCAUAGCCAGCUUUGUUUCUGCCCGUGGCUGCAACACAGAGAAGAAGCCCACGGUGUUCACCCGCGUGUCAGCCUACAUUGACUGGAUUAAGAAGACUAUUGCUUCCAACUUCCUUUUUAAUUACAGAAUGUUAAUCACCUGA